GGGUCCCGUCCCCGUGCCCUCGGACUGCAAUCGCUGUCACGGGGGUCCCGACAUGGUGUCAACCUGGCACCGAACUGUGCACGGGAAAAGCGGACGAAGCGUUUCAGCUUCUCACCGCCUGGCAGCAAGGGAGGAAACGUGGCUGCCCCGUCCCCCCCCCGCCGUACCCAGCAGCGCCAGGAGGAGGCUUUGCCAGGCGUACCGGCCACGGCGGGGAGGAAAGCAAGCCGUCAGGGCGGCCGUCCCUCGGCCUACGGCGGAGGAGGGGACGGCGGCAGAGCCGCCACCCCCGCGGCGGCGGCCGGUUGCCCGGGCGAAGGAGACGCCAGGCAGCAGCCUCCGCGCGAACAAAAUGGCGGCGGGCGGCGGCAGCGGGGUCCGGCGUGGCGGGGGCCUGCCCGGGGUGCGGAGACCGCCCGGCGGGCCCCUGCCGCCCGCCGCCGCGGCGACCGGCGUGCUGAGCGGCGACUUGCUGGCCAAGGAGGAGGAGUACAAGCGACUGAAUGCAGAAUUAGAAGCAAAAACAGAAAAACUGGUGCGUCAGGCUGAAGAAGUAAUUGCAGGCCAACAGGAGAUACUAUCUAGACCAGUUUCAGUACAGACUAAGUCACGUGAAGACAACAGACAUAGAGAUCCACUGUGUCCUGAAGUUUCAUCUCUUAUACACUCACAUGCCGAGCUAGCAAACAAGAAGAAACAUGCUUCCAUGCCCACGGCUCAGAGCAGACCAUACUCUGGAAGUAAGGGAAAAAGAACAACUUCAAGUUCAAAAAUAAGAAAUGUGGAAGUACAAAGUGCUGAUGAUGUUGCAGUACUGGAGGAUUGCAUGGAUUUUUCUUUAGCAAAAACAAUAAGCAAGAUUGAAGAAAAACUAGAGAAAAGAGGCUUACCAGAUUGCCUGGAUGAUGAUAUUAUUCCAAGCGUUGGAAAUGAAAUUGGAGCAGAAGCUCAAAUCAGAUUUCUUAAGGCAAAGUUACGUGUUAUGCAGGAAGAGCUGAAUAGUGUAGUGUGUGAAUGCAGGAAAAAGGAUGAUGAAAAUCAGAAUUUAAAAACUCGGCUUAAAAGUACUGAAGAAGAAAACACCAGACUGCAACGAACAAUCAAUAUGCAACAUUCUCAGACUGAAAAGUACAAAAUGUUGUCGCAAGAAGCAAACAAAAAAAGUGAAGGCCUACAACAAGAGGUCAUUGCGCUAGAAAAGGAAUUGGAGAAUCUAAAGCGUGUACAAAAGCAGGCUGCAAUCGGUCAGAGUGCAACAGAGGUUCGCUUAAACAGGGCCCUGGAAGAAGCAGAAAGGUAUAAAGUGGAGCUGAAUAAACUGAAGCAAAGUAACAAGGAUGUAGCUAACCAAGAACUCAAAACAAUUGAAGAAUUAAAAACAGAAAACAAGAAGCUGCAGAAACAAAAAGGAGAGCUAAUGACAGGUUUUAAAAAGCAGUUAAAGUUAAUUGAUAUUUUAAAGAGACAGAAGAUGCACAUUGAAGCUGCUAAGAUGCUUUCUUUUACUGAAGAGGAAUUUAUGAAAGCUCUUGAGUGGGGAAAUUAUUGACUCCAUAAAAAAACAACUUCUGUUUGAAGUACUAGUCAGACAGUACCUUAUUUUGGCUCUGUAUAUGAAUGCUUGUUAAUAGUAACUGUACAUCCCAGUGAAUUGAUUUUGUUGAUUUUGCUUAUGUUUAAAUUGUUUAACUUCUGUAAGCCUGAUCACUUGUGUUGUAAUAUCAUAUGAAAUACAAAUUUCUGCUGAA
This is a messenger RNA of Aquila chrysaetos chrysaetos, 1748 nucleotides long. RefSeq names its product testis expressed 9 (gene TEX9). The record is from RefSeq and is a predicted model, not a curated record. NCBI's taxonomy places the organism in Eukaryota, Metazoa, Chordata, Aves, Accipitriformes, Accipitridae.